AUGGCACAAGUGCGCGGCAAGCCGUGUCUGGCAGUAGUACUAGAACCACUGUGGACUGCUCCCUCCACUGUAGAGGUGUGGCCGCAGGCGACACAGCCUACGUUAUCGCUAUGCCCGCCGGUGUUUGUAUUAUCUUGUUCGUACGACUGCCUGCCCGACGAGGCGAGCUUAGCAGUCAAAAUAGUUGGAGGGGAUCUCAUCAAGUCCACCGCGCCACCGUUACUCCUCGAUGCGGCCCGUUGUCUAAGAGGCGCCGUUAAAAUAGAGCCAUUCCCUCCUGGCUGCAAGCCGUCUAAUAGGCACGGUGUCGCAUCACACCCUGGAUUAGGAGGCGGCAGUUCUUGGUCACCGAUCACCAUCAGCCCCACCCUGGAGAAAACACUGCGCGGAAGCUACAAGCGCGUCAACGAUGCCCCAAACCAGAUUCCAAUCAUUAAUCCAAUUGUAUUUUUUCAACAGAAAUCUUUCGAUUUGUAUGCAUUGUGUAGAAGCCUGGCGUCCUCCUGUGAUUUGUUUGAGGCUUUGUUGGAGAAUCAAGAUUUAUUACUUGAACUGGAACAUUUUUCAUUUCUUAUCGAAGAAUCUGUGAAAAAUCGUGUAAGACAAACUACACCUUAUUGUAUCAAUUGCUUACAUGAUCGGAGAAACUGCAACCAUGCCAAAAUCGCUAUCCUCUUUUCCGGAGGCAUCGACUGUUCGAUUCUAGCCGCUUUAUCAAAUAAAUAUGUCAAAGAAAAUGAUCCCAUUGAUCUAAUUAAUGUAGCAUUUGAAAAGUUAGAUAGUACAGGACGUAUAAGCUGGGACGUGCCUGAUAGAUUGUCUGCUAAAUCUUCUCUCAUGGAGCUAAAAAACAUAUAUCCACGACGGAGGUGGAACUACGUGGAAGUUAACGUACGGCGAGAAGAGCUUCAUGAUAAUUUACGAAAUCAUAUUAAACAUCUUUUAUACCCAUUAAAUACGGUUUUAGACGAAUCUAUUGGUUGCGCAUUUUGGUUUGCUUCCCGCGGCAAAGGUAUAUGCUCAGGAAAGGAAUAUAUCUCAACUGCAAGAGUAAGUUGUUUAAAUUAUUAUUAUUAUUAA
Molecule: messenger RNA, 1080 nt
Organism: Rhagoletis pomonella (apple maggot)
Lineage: Eukaryota; Metazoa; Arthropoda; Insecta; Diptera; Tephritidae
Product: asparagine synthetase domain-containing protein CG17486-like
Exons: 4
Coding region: 1-1080 (359 amino acids)
Source: RefSeq, a predicted model, not a curated record